Molecule: messenger RNA, 3133 nt
Organism: Spodoptera littoralis (African cotton leafworm)
Lineage: Eukaryota; Metazoa; Arthropoda; Insecta; Lepidoptera; Noctuidae
Source: the annotation of a GenBank genome assembly
UGGGAGCUGAGGCCUUGGGGAAUGAGGUUAGGGGGAAUGAGCCUCUGAUAACAACACUCAUACAACGAAACACAAUGCGAUUAUAUUAACCAUUAGAUGAUCCAUGUGCUCGUUGGUCGGCUUAUCCCAUAUUAAGUGUGGGAGAGCCAGGCUUCGGCACGAACGGGCCGGCUCGACCGGAAUGAUACCACGGCUUCACAGAAAACCGACGUGAAACAAAGCUUGUGUUGUGUUUCGUCGUGUGAGUGAGGUUACCGGAAGCCCAAGGCCGGUAUCGCACUUGCAACGGCCCUGGUGUUCCAGAUGUCCAAGAUUGGUUAACAUCAGCGAUCGCAUUUUGUCCCCCAAAGGAUAACAAUUUGCAACAUAUCAUUGCAAAUAUUACAAAAUAAGAUGCCGGUACCUAUUCAGACUGCUUUUACAGCGCAGACAAAUUGGAAUCACAUAGAGAAAUGGGACUGUUCUGCUUACCAACGUGUCCGCAGUAAAAAGGAUGACGUCACUACUGACCUCAUUUCACGACAAAGAAGCAUGACGUUACAUACAUUGAAGUUUGUUCCACAUUUUCAAGUGGACCAACAAGUUUCAACAUCACUGCAAGUUUACCUUCAAAUUGUCGCUGAAAACAUGAAUAAGAACUCCAUCAAAGUGGUCGGUAUUAAAAACAGCCAUAUAAACAGUUCUGUGUUUGUUGAAAUGAAGAAAAUUGGUUCUUAUGUCCAUGGAAUUAAAGUUCUUUACGAAGAAUUCAAUGAAUCAGAUCUCAAAUCCUCAAUAAAUGGUAUUGGCAGGUUUCUUAAGAAUGCUGACCUAGCUAUCGUCCGUAAUUUGUCCACUGAUGAAAAUAUGUGCCAACUGCUACACUUCACAGUUCAACGAAACUGCUUCGUAGUGAGCGAAGAGGACAAUCUGUUCGGAGGUCGAACCCGUCCGAAGUCUUUGUACCAUACGGUCUGUGCUCAUAGUAAUGCGCACACACGGCUGGACCUGGUGCGUUGGCGUCCGCCGCUGGAAGCAAUGCCUACGACUGCUAUCACAGUGCCCCAAAACCUCGAUCUCUCUCUUCUCUCUGUUGCACGAGCGAAUAUCCCAUCACAACACCGUCUCCUCAUAGUAUGUGCCCACCCAGCCCCUCACAACCUCAGAAGGCACAUCCAAAAUUGGAGAAAGGACGCGGAACGUAACAACGUAUAUUUAUUAACUGUCAAUAAAAAAGAAGAAAACAAUUUCUUUAUAGACGACUUACCGGACAUCGAUUUGGCUUUUACCGUUUUUGAUCACGGUAACUGGGGUGGAGAAUAUUAUGUACCAGUGCAGAAUAACGCGAGAGUGUUCAGUAAUGUGACGUUACAAAGCACACAAGUAGGAGAUGUCAGUUCCUUGGAGUGGGUCCCUGCUUCCGACUCGUUUGAAACUGGAAUUCCCGUAACCGUUCACUACGCUGGUUUAACCAACACUGAUUACAAAAAAGCUGCUGGAGCCAAAUCCGCAAAACAUAACAAAGAAAACAGUUAUGGCAUGGAUUUUAGCGGAGUAACUAAGAGCGGUGAGCGCGUGAUGGGUCUGGUCCCUUACGGCGCGGCGAGCAGCGUGGUGCACGCGCGGCCGGAGCUGCUGUGGCCGGUGCCCGCGCACUGGACGCUCGAGGACGCCGCCACCGUGCCGCUCGCAUACGCACAUGCACUCUACUGCUUGGGCAUCAAAAAGUCAGCAGACUUAUCACCUGAAACAACUGUGUUUGUGCACAGAGGCGAUGGGACCUUUGGCCAAGCAGUUAUAUCCAUCGCCCUAGGACACGGCUGUCGAGUAUACACGACAACUUCAAUACUUUGUUGUGGAAUGGAUGACAUUUGCUUGGACUUUUCUCAACUCCACAACCCUAAUGAGGACAAUACUUGCGGAGUAUUCAAUCUCAAAAGGACGAGGUCUUAUUCUGCCAUUGAUUUCACAGCAAUGCUUGCCAAUGAUAAUACGGUAGAGAAGAAGAUGUUACAACAAAUGUUGAGCGAAGGUAUACACAAGGGCUACGUGCGCCCGUUGCCGCGCGUGUCGUACGCACCGCACGCCGUGUCGCGCGCGGCCCGGCUGCUGGCGGGCAGCACACAGCGCGGCAGUGUACUAUUGAAAAUGCAAGAACCAACACUUCAAACACAGUUCAGACUUUCUUGUAACCCACAUCAAAGUCAACUUAUAAUUCUAAGUGAAGAAAGACUUGGACUUGAAUUAGUUGACAUGCUGGUGGCACGAGGUGCUAGGAGACUGCAUAUUCACACCAAGACUCUCACGUCUGCAACGCUCCAAUUCAAACUAAGGAUGUUGGAGAAGAUGGGUGUGGAAGUUCAAACAUCAUCAGAUAACUUGGAACAUGAGAGUGAUGUAGUGUUACUACUUACUGACGCUGUCAGCAUGGGGCCGGUACAGGGUGUGUACGUGGUCACCAAUGAUGAUGACAAGUUCGAGGAAAGAGUGCUCGCUCAUCUAGAUAUAGUGUCCAGGACAUUUUGCCGUAACCUGAGAAAUUUAGCCUUCAUCAAUAUUGGGAAGACAACGUAUGGAAGGGAAACGUAUUUAACACACCAUCAAUAUAAGUUACCAGCCAAAAUUAUAUCUCUACUUUAUGCUAUUAAUGAUAUUACUGUUAACGAUGCAAUGGGUGCUUUGGAAGCUGCACUGUGUAGUAAUCACACAGUGAUUGUAGCUCAAGAAGAGGAAUUACAAUACCGCAAUCAACUGGGAAAGGUUGCAGAAUUUGCAUAUGCGCCUUUGACACAGAGUAAAUCACACACGACUACAUUACAAGAAGUAAGAAUUCGAGACGGAAUACAAAUGGAUGAGGAUGUCAAAAGUCUGACGAAAUACUUUUCGUGUGUGGACACGGACGAAGUACAACAAUCUUCAAAUAUUGUAACAAUGCCAGUACCGGUCGACGCUGAUUGCUUGUGUCCAGAAGAAUGCGACUCUAACUUGACGUAUAUCUGCAGUAUAUGCCAGCCAUAAUAGAAGUUGCUCCUGCUGUAGAUAGAUGACGCGAUAUUAUAGCACUACUAGGUCGCACUCUCAUAUUAUAAGUACAUAAUUAACUACACCGUACCUUGAUACUUAUCAUUAAUCCUCAUUAUAGGAACCAAUUAUU